This is a messenger RNA of Labeo rohita (rohu), 3050 nucleotides long. It is a transcript of the gene copg2, whose product is annotated as COPI coat complex subunit gamma 2. The coding region runs from base 117 to 2738 and encodes 873 amino acids. NCBI's taxonomy places the organism in Eukaryota, Metazoa, Chordata, Actinopteri, Cypriniformes, Cyprinidae. Gene Ontology annotation, molecular function: structural molecule activity. Gene Ontology annotation, biological process: endoplasmic reticulum to Golgi vesicle-mediated transport; organelle transport along microtubule; intracellular protein transport. The record is from RefSeq and is a predicted model, not a curated record. Gene Ontology annotation, cellular component: endoplasmic reticulum-Golgi intermediate compartment; Golgi membrane; endoplasmic reticulum. The transcript has 23 exons.
GGGCGCCAUCUUCACCUCCGCCAGCUCACAGCAUACGUCACCCUAGUUGACGUGGAGGAAAAGAGCGUGAAUGACUGUCUGAUCAUCUCGUUUACUGCUCUCAAACAUUCCGCAAAAUGAUCAAGAAAUUUGACAAGAAGGACGAGGAGUCUGGAAGCGGCUCAAACCCCUUUCAGCAUCUGGAGAAGAGUGCUGUACUACAGGAGGCUCGGAUUUUCAACGAGACACCCAUCAAUCCGAGAAGAUGUCUACACAUCCUCACCAAGAUCAUCUACCUGCUCAACCAGGGUGAGCACUUUGGAACCACAGAGGCCACUGAAGCUUUCUUUGCCAUGACAAGACUGUUCCAGUCUAAUGAUCAAACCCUGAGAAGAAUGUGCUACCUGACUAUAAAGGAGAUGGCCAACAUCUCAGAGGAUGUGAUCAUUGUUACAAGCAGCUUGACAAAGGACAUGACUGGUAAAGAGGAUGUUUAUAGAGGACCGGCAAUCAGAGCUCUCUGCAGGAUCACUGAUACCACCAUGCUGCAGGCUAUUGAACGAUACAUGAAACAGGCCAUCGUAGACAAAGUGCCCAGCGUCUCCAGCUCUGCUCUAGUGUCCUCACUGCACAUGGUGAAGAUGAGCUUUGAUGUGGUGAAACGCUGGGUCAAUGAAGCUCAAGAGGCAGCUUCAAGUGAUAACAUCAUGGUGCAGUACCAUGCUUUGGGUCUUCUCUACCACCUGAGGAAGAAUGACCGUCUGGCUGUGACCAAGAUGCUUAACAAAUUCACCAAGUCUGGCCUCAAGUCUCCAUUUGCGUACUGCAUGAUGAUUCGCAUUGCUAGUAAACUGUUGGAGGAGACAGAAGGAGGGCACGAUAGCCCGCUGUUUGACUUCAUUGAGAGCUGCUUGAGGAAUAAACAUGAGAUGGUGGUUUAUGAAGCAGCCUCCGCCAUCGUCCACAUGCCCAAUUGCACCGCCCGUGAGCUGGCUCCUGCUGUUUCCGUUCUCCAGCUGUUUUGCAGCUCUCCCAAAGCAGCCCUGCGUUAUGCAGCAGUACGGACUCUUAAUAAGGUGGCAAUGAAGCACCCGUCAGCUGUGACCGCAUGCAACCUGGACUUGGAGAACCUGAUCACUGACUCCAACCGCAGCAUCGCCACCCUGGCCAUCACCACCCUGCUGAAGACCGGCAGCGAGAGCAGCGUGGAUCGCCUCAUGAAGCAGAUCUCCUCCUUUGUCUCUGAGAUCUCAGACGAGUUCAAGGUGGUUGUGGUCCAGGCUAUCAGUGCUCUGUGCCAGAAGUAUCCCAGAAAGCACAGCGUGAUGAUGAACUUCCUUUCAAACAUGUUGAGAGAUGAUGGUGGAUUUGAGUACAAGAGAGCCAUUGUGGAUUGCAUCAUCAGUAUCAUUGAGGAAAACCCAGAGAGUAAGGAGACAGGCUUGGCUCAUCUGUGUGAGUUUAUCGAGGAUUGCGAGCACACCGUACUGGCCACUAAGAUACUUCACCUGCUGGGGAAAGAGGGACCACGUACCCCUACCCCCUCCAAAUACAUCCGUUUCAUCUUCAACCGUGUUGUGCUUGAGAGCGAGGCGGUGCGGGCAGCUGCUGUAAGUGCACUCGCCAAGUUUGGGGCUCAAAACGACGACCUGCUGCCAAGCGUCUUGGUCCUGAUGCAAAGGUGUAUGAUGGACAGUGAUGAUGAGGUGAGAGACAGAGCCACAUUCUACAUGAACGUCCUGCAGCAGAAGCAGAAAGCCUUGAAUGCCGCUUACAUCUUCAAUGGUCUGUCCGUAUCUGUUCCCGGACUGGAGAAAUCCCUCCACCAGUACACAUUGGAGCCAUCUGAGAAACCGUUCGACAUGAAGACAGUUCCCUUGGCCACUGCACCCAUCACCGAACAGAAAACAGAAAUUGCACCCGUGGCAACAAGCAAACUACCCGAGAAGCUUGCACCUUCCCGCCAAGACAUUUACCAAGAGCAACUCGCAGCCAUCCCAGAAUUCCAAGGCCUGGGUCCCCUGUUCAAGUCGUCCGAGCCGGUUCAGUUAACAGAAGCAGAGACGGAGUAUGUGGUGCGCUGUAUCAAACACACUUUCGCAAAUCACAUGAUCUUCCAGUUCGACUGCACCAACACGCUGAACGACCAGCUGCUGCAGCGGGUCCUCGUCCAGAUGGAGCCGUCGGAGGCCUACGAGGUGCUACAUUAUGUUCCUGCACCAAGCCUCCCCUACAGCCAGCCUGGGUCCUGCUACAGCCUGGUCCGGUUACCAGAGGAUGACCCCACAGCAGUCUCUUGCACGUUCAGCUGCACAAUGAAAUAUCUCGUCCGGGACUGUGAUCCCAACACGGGAGAGCCUGAUGAUGACGGUUAUGAUGAUGAAUACGUGCUUGAAGAUUUAGAGGUGACAGUCGCCGAUCACAUACAGAAGGUGUUAAAACCAAACUUCGGUGCGGCGUGGGAGGAGAUCGGAGACGAGUUUGAGAAGGAAGAGACGUUUGCGUUGGCCACAGUCAGAACUUUAGAUGAGGCAGUAAAUAACAUCAUUACCUUCUUGGGCAUGCAGCCUUGUGAGCGCUCAGACAAAGUUCCGGAAAACAAGAACUCACAUGUUCUGUUCCUAGCAGGUGUGUUUAGGGGCGGUCAUGAUGUUUUGGUGAGGGCACGUCUGGCUUUGGCUGAUGGGGUCACUAUGCAGGUGACUGUUAGGAGCACAGAUGAGAACGUGGUUGACGUCAUUCUGGCCUCUGUCGGCUAAACGUGCAAUGUUUUGAGCGACCUGCUCACAUGCCAAUCUGGAUAAUUGUGCUUUUAUACGUAUCAAUAUAGUAGCUCUAUAAUGUUUCUCACAACCAUCCUUGUGGCUUUACUUGAAUCCACUGGAACAUUGCGUUUCUGUAUUUGUUUUGUUCUUUCUGAGAGAUUUCUGAAACAUUGUGCCACUUUGAUUCAUGUGGAAAACAUCUAAUCAUUGUUUCUCUGGUAUUUGAGCUGUUUUGGCCUCGUGUCACAGCUCAGGAGAAACAGUCCUUUACUACAAACCUUUUCAUUUACCCAAAAUAAAAGAGUC